Molecule: messenger RNA, 339 nt
Organism: Symbiodinium sp. CCMP2456
Lineage: Eukaryota; Dinophyceae; Suessiales; Symbiodiniaceae
Source: the annotation of a GenBank genome assembly
AUGCCAUACACCUACGAGCUAACAGACUCAGUUUGGGAUGGCUGGGCUGGCUUUUUCUACAUCCCUUGCGGCGUUAGCCAGUUUCCAGCCAGCUUUACACAGAGCUUGAGGGUUCGGUCACCUUGUGGUCUUGUUCAUUGUGCUUGCUGCAAUUUGAAACUUGAUUCGCUUGAUCUAGGAUCGGGCCGUCAAUAUAUGACUUGUCUCGCCUAUGUUUUUUUUGUCGUGGCUACUUGCUUCCAAGCUCACUCUCAGGUUGCCGAGGCAUCGCUCUGUGUGAUCAUGGAGCCGAGUAUGGCAACGCCUCUUUUCAGCUUCAGCGCGGCGACCUGGAUGUGA